AUGACUACAAAAUACGACAACGUGAUUGUCUUUGGUCCAACCGGCGCAGUAGGCAGCGAUGUCGCGCUCGAAGCUAGCAAGCGCGGAGCAAAAGUAUGGCUCGCAAUGAGGGAUCCCAGCAAAUCCAUCUCAACUAUCACUCAAGAACAAGAGUCAAAUGGUUCCUUUGAACGCAUUAAAGCAGAUCUAUCUGACCCGGAAUCUGUCAAACAAGCAGUCCAAAAGUCUGGAGCUAAAGCCGCGUUCUUCUACAUGGUGCAUGGCCUGCCUGACAUGAAGCCCAGCAUUCAAGCCAUCAACGACGGAGGCGCAGAAUACGUCGUGUUUUUGUCUUCGUACACCAUCCAUCCAGAUUUGAAACCUCGUGAAGUCAAACCAGACCAGGUCAUUGCUCAUUUCCAUGCCAAGGUCGAGAUCGCGGUGGAAGAAGUCGGUGUUGCGAGUACGAUGUUACGACCUGGUUUCUUCUCCACGAACGUGCUGGACCAGAACUUGGAUCGAUCGAAAGAGCCGUGGCGGGCAACUAUUUCUGAAUCAGAUGCGAAGUGGGAUUGUAUAUGUCAAGUGGACAUUGGUCGUGUCGGCGGUGCUGUGCUCGUUGAUCGGCCAUCAAACGACCACAAAGAAAUCGUCUAUCUGACGGGACCUCAGCACCUAUCACGAGCAGAAAUGCUCGCUAUAGUCGAAGCUAAAUCAGGCCACAAGAUCGAUAUCAAUCGUCUUGCUGGGGUAGAGUACAGGGACUAUCUGGUCUCAGUCGGCCUGCCAAAGUUCCUUGCGGAUUUCUUUGUGAAGGACGAAGCUUCCUAUGCUGUUACGAGUUACUCGCAGGCACAUAUCAAACAGGCUACGGACAAUAUCAAGAAGUAUUCUGGCUACGAGCCUACUACCUUUGAGGAAUUUGUUGCCAAGAAGUUUUCCUGA
Messenger RNA from Lithohypha guttulata, 924 nucleotides. RefSeq lists its product as uncharacterized. Bases 1 to 924 code for a protein of 307 amino acids. The record is from RefSeq and is a predicted model, not a curated record. Lineage: Eukaryota; Fungi; Ascomycota; Eurotiomycetes; Chaetothyriales; Trichomeriaceae. The transcript has a single exon.